Messenger RNA from Phaeodactylum tricornutum CCAP 1055/1, 1899 nucleotides. RefSeq lists its product with no specific name. The record is from RefSeq and is a predicted model, not a curated record. The coding region runs from base 314 to 751 and encodes 145 amino acids. The transcript has 2 exons. NCBI's taxonomy places the organism in Eukaryota, Bacillariophyta, Bacillariophyceae, Surirellales, Neidiaceae.
GCAUCAGAAGUCGAUGGCGAAACCAGCAGCAUACGACUUGUGAUUCGCAUGCCAUUUGAUAAAUGUAAGAUGUCCAAGAAAUUCCGAGCGCACAUAGCGCAGAAUUUGACACGCUUUAGGACUUUAUUAUUCCGAUGCUCCCUGUUCACAAAUUCCCAUCAAACCCGUCUUGACACCUCCCAACGGCUCUCGGGAGGUUCUCACAGUCAACGAGCUUGCUCUAGCCACAUUGCGAGCGGCAUCACCUGAGGCUCACAACUCUUCUCGAUCGGCCGCCAAACAGUAGACACCGAUCAAGAGAAACGAGAGCAUCAUGACACACCUCAUUGAGAUGCAGCUAAUGGUAGCCUCUAUGGCCUGUGCGAAAGUGCUGGCGUUUUCUUCGUUCCCGGUUCCGCCCAUUUCUCUCGGCAAAAACGAUCAGAUCGAUAGUCGCACGCAGGUGCAUGCUUGGUCUUUUCUGGUCUCGGCAACUGAUAAUUUACGUUCGCUGAACUGGUAUGACGAUGUUGGCAAUCCAUGCCGGCGAAAGGAAUUGUACAAUGAUGAACCUUUUGAAUUCAUCUUUGCGAUUGGACAAGACUGGCCAAAUAAUGUCGACGUACUGGUAGACGCAGCCCCCACCUUGUCGCUUGCUUCGCGUGGGCGGUCCUUUUUGUCCAAGACUACAAAAUUCGCAUGUCGCGUCCUGGGUCGCCCUCCUUCUGUUUCAAAAAUCCGGCGAGAAGAUAACCUUCCAAUACACUAUUAGAAAGAAAGCCGUCUUUUGACGGUGCGUGUAAAAGUAACGACAACACAAGCGAACCAAACCCGAUGAAAGAAGAAAGACGGUUUGCCGCCGAGGCUUUUCGCUAUGCCACUGUCAAACCGAACACCCUAUACAUGUAGAAACAAUCCAGGCGACACUAACAGAGUACUAUCCAGAGCAUGUUUCAAAGAAGUUUCUCUACCGAAAUCGCACAGCGUUGAUAGUGCGUGACUGGCGAUCACACUUGGCGUCUCAUAUAUCGAUUCUGAAACAAAGUUGACACCUUUUUCAACCGUUUGUCGUCUCCCCAACAAGACCUUGCCUCCACAACGCCAACGUGUAUCUACUCAGAAAUCAGCAAGUCGUCUUUGUCUUGAUGAGCAGAAUCGCUGAUUACACAAAAUACAGGACGAACCUUCCACCGUCCUUCAAUGAACAUGAAAUUUCGCGUGCAACCAGAGUUUUUGGGGCUCAUCUUUGCAAGUGAAUCUGUAGGCUUUCCUUCAUUGAGACAUCAUUCGCCAGAGCUGGAACGAUACGUCUAUCGGCAUGGACAUUUCCCGGGCAAUUGAAUUCCGAUAUCUUAGGUUCCCCGGAAUGGUAACAGAAUAUUGGAAACGCGUGUUACGAACCUGGGCGACGUGAUAGUGAAAACUACGGGAUGUAAGGUGACAGAAAUAGCCGCCGAAUUUUUUUCGAUAAUUGGCUCAAAAUGACGUUGGAACUUCCUUUCCUUUCCUAUCACACAGCAGAAAAGGAUCGAUUCACAGUUUACCUUUUUGAUUAUACAGGAAUAGCGUACUUUGAGAAGCCAAAGAUUGACGAUGUCAUCCAGUAAGAAGUACGAAGAAGAUGGAAGGCUCUUCGUCGGGCAGCAUCCUGAGUAUGCCGAUGAUGGUAUAACCACAAUGGUGGAGAAUGAGGGAUUUGUUGGCACUAGAUAAACAUUCAUCGAUGUGAAUUUUCUUCCGAAUGUACCCUUUUGGGAUACUUUGCGGUUACAGCAUUCCAACAAGUGGAAGCCUAACGGAGAAUCAUGCAAAAUGAACAAUCCGUUUGAUGCCACUACGGCGAUGUUCAAAUUUGACAUAAGAUUGAAAAGCUAACGAGAGCAGACUAUAAUAGGCAAAGAGACUUUCCAUUUUUGGCGC